AUGUUCCCUACCACAAUCCAGCCUCCCAAACAUCUCGCCUAUGUAGAGUGGUUCACUCGGUUUCCUCCUACACCUGAUUCAAACCAUGGAAUGUUCAAAGUCAGCCGCAUUGUGCAAUCGGGUGAGAGAGUUGCAAGCAUUAUACCUGUCGCAAAUAUCCACCGAAGUGUUCAUCUUAUUCCAAAGUUCGGACCUGCCACACCUCGUCAAUGGACAAGUAGCGAAGUCCUCAAACAAUGUAACACUUUUUUGUUAAUUCUUAUAUUGAUAGGCAUAAAUUUGUGUGACAAUUAG
Messenger RNA from Suillus fuscotomentosus, 294 nucleotides. RefSeq lists its product as uncharacterized. NCBI's taxonomy places the organism in Eukaryota, Fungi, Basidiomycota, Agaricomycetes, Boletales, Suillaceae. The transcript has a single exon. The coding region runs from base 1 to 294 and encodes 97 amino acids. The record is from RefSeq and is a predicted model, not a curated record.